This is a messenger RNA of Fusarium keratoplasticum, 1095 nucleotides long. RefSeq lists its product as uncharacterized. The record is from RefSeq and is a predicted model, not a curated record. NCBI's taxonomy places the organism in Eukaryota, Fungi, Ascomycota, Sordariomycetes, Hypocreales, Nectriaceae. The transcript is spliced from 2 exons. The coding region runs from base 1 to 1095 and encodes 364 amino acids.
AUGGCACAGACAGCUGAAUCCCCGUCUAUUGACGGGUUUCUACAAGACCCGCGCUUCCACCAGAGCUUCACGUUUCCCGUCAACCCCUCAGAAGGUGAAAAUCAGACGACUCUUCAAGUCAAGUACGUCGACUUUGGAUAUCGCAACGAAGCCAACCCUGAAGAGGAGAAUGUUCUACUAUUCUUUCCUCCACUAAUGGCCUCCCGUCUGCUCCAUAUUACUAAAGAUGACUUGGCGAAACGGCACAAGGUCCGCUUCAUAAGUCUGGACCGGCCGGGAUUUGGCGGGACUGAUGAGGUUGCGUUGGAGAAACGAGUCAGUAUUAGUCGAGAGAUGGUAUUGGCACUACUCAAGCAUCUCGGGAUCAAGCACGUUUCUGUCGCCUGCCACAGCGGAGGAACUGUCUACGCAUUUGACAUGCUCCUGCACCAUCCCGAGAUUCUGCAUCCGGAUCGCCCAUACUUUGCCAUCGCCGCACCCUGGAUCUUGCCCUCUCACUCUCACGUUCUGUCCAUGACCUUGACUCAGGCCAUACCGAACGGUGUGAUGGCACACGCAGACAAGGUGAUUGGCUUUGUCAACAGCACUCUGCUUCCGGUUAUUUCCACUUCGACCGGCUUCAGCCAGACUUUCGUCAACUUGACCAAAAGCAGUCAACCGGAUGCAAGCGGUGAUCCAGACGCCAAAUUCGAGGAGUCACUAGCGCCGAAACAAUUCAAGUUGAUACACUCCGAGAACAUCCGUGGCAUGUCUCACGAGCCGAUCUUCCUCAUGCAAAACAUCAAGGAGAUUGACGGCUGGGGCGACUGGAAAGACUACGACGAUUUGAAGCCAAAACUGGUCGAGGCACUCAAGAGGACAACUACCAAGCCUCUUUCUAUGGAUGUAUUCUUCGCCGAGAAGGAUCACAUGGUUGGAGAUGCUGCUACUCAGGGCCCCGAAUGGUUUGAAAAGUGUUGGAACGCUGAGGAGGCGAAAGAUGUCAUAUCAUAUUCCAGCACUGUCCUCUCGGGUGCGGAUCAUGAGACAGCCUGGAGCAUUGCACUAGGGGUUCCAAAGCGUGUUUUCGAGAGGAUUUCCGGUCAAAAUGCUUAG